AUGAGCAGACAAACACGCACUGCACUCAGAUUAUUAACAGUCAAGCAUAUUUUAUCUGGAAUUUGUUACAUUCUAUUAAUACUUAGUACAAUAGAAUCUGCACCUUCUAAGAAAAAACCACGGACUAAGAAGAAGAAUAGCAAUAGCAACAAUAAUAAGACAAAUGAGAACAAAUGCACCAACUCUGCUCUAAAAGAAGUAGAACUAAGAUAUCCUGAACCAAUACAUGACAUAAUGGGUUUAAUUAAGUAUAUAAGUCGGCAUAACAGCACGCGCAGAUCCCAGAGAGAUCCUUACACCUCUUCUGGUUCUUAUAUACUAAAUCCACCAUCAAAGGUAAUUAUGAAAAUGCUUUCCUGUUGUGUGAAUAAGUCAUAUUUUUUUAUGAAUAAUAUGGACACAUCCGCAUCAAUUAUAGUAAACCAUGAUAAGUCUAAAACCAAACCGUACACAUGCUUUCAAGAUGAAAACGAUAAUAUAAUAGCAAAUUCUAUGUAUACAUCUAGCCAAUCCAUAGAUGAAAUUAAUGAACCCUUUCCAAUUACAAUUGAAGUUGAGAAGUCUUCAACAAGUAUGCUAAUGGGAGUUACUAAAAAUUUCAUUGUGAACACAAGUCAUGAUUAUUUAUGUAGAACCAGAUAUCCAGCACUGGAGACUUAUCUAAAAAUUCCUUCUGAGAAUAUUUGGGAUAAUUGUUUCAUAAUGUAUUCUGAGUAUGAAAAUGAAAAUGAAUUAGAUAAUAAAAUAGAAAAGAAAAAAGAGGAUAGUCAAAGUGAAACAAACGAUUCUACUAAUUUUAUAGACAAACUUCCCAAGAUUUUGAUGGUAUGUUCUUUCAACUGCAUGAGUAACGGAAGAGUAUUUCGGCAUUCUAUAAAAUUUGACAUAAAUAAUGAAUUGUUUGGUGUAUUAGCCUCCGUUCUUGCUGGCGAUUCUGUUGCCCCCACCUAUAUUCUAGAUGAUGUAUAUACACUGCAGUAUAAUUCUGCAUAUGAUAUAUACAAUGACGAUGUAAAUGUAAAAUGUCUUAUAAAUGACUUUUCAUUGAUAAAUAACAUCGGGCGUAAAUUAUACGAAGAGUUAAAACCACCACUGGAAACAGCAAAAAUAUCAACUAUUUUGAAAUUUCGGUCUAUGUUCUAUGCAUCUACACCCUUAAAGGACAAUGAUAUGCGGCUGAAGGAAAUUCAAAAUGCUUUAUUUGACGAAACAAGUAUGACGGCUCUGAUUAUUUACAACUUAAACCUAGCUACAUCUUACUUUCUAAAUUACUCAAAAGAUCCAAGUUUGAAUGGAAGUUGUGUCUUUGAUAAGAAUGAUACUCUAAGACCAAAGAAAUUAACUGAAGUUAUAACACAACCUAGUUCCAUGAAGUCUAAUUAUACAAUGGGAAGCUUGAAAUUCACAGACCCAGAAAUCAACUCUUCAGUUGAAGUUGAUAUUUCGAUUACUAAUAUUUCUAUUAAAGUAGAAAAAUCUAGAAGGGUUAUCAAUCAUAUUAAUCAUGCUGGUAUUUACAUACUUUUCAAUGAUCCUAAUGAUCCAGACAUUCUUUAUGUUAAACAUAUAGUCCAAGGUAAAGAAAAUAUUUUUGCCACUAUAAUUAAGCUACAUAGAAAUGAUCCACUAACUUCCAAGCUUCUGUCUACUUUAGUAAAUUUGCCAGGAAAAAAAGGCGACAAAAAUUCAGUGAAAACUCAAGAAGAUUUAGCUUUUUAUGUAGGCAAAUUAAAGAGUGAGUAUGAAUAUAAACACUUAAUCACCUCCUGCAGCCUGGAUAUAGCUAAUGGUUGUGCACCCGAACCGGUAAUAAAAUUGAUAGUGGAGCACUGGAAGUCACCAUCCAAUUCCACUUAUGGUAAAAACCCCACUAAUAAUAAGUAUCAAACUAUGUCUGAUAAAUAUUUCCCGAAUCCACAUGACCGUGUGUUGGAUGAAUAUAAAUUUAUACUGAAGAUGUGUUCCAAAUUGAAAUUAUUAGAAGAUAUAAGAUUCCAAAAUAUAUAUAUCAGAAAAAUCAUAGACAAAAAUUUUAAGAAUAUAUGCGAGUUAUAUAGUGCUGAAAAAGAAAAGAAAGACAGUGAAAGAAAAAAAAUAGCUGCUAAAAGAAAAGAAGAAACAACUGAAGAUUUAGAAAACAAUCAAACAAUUGAAAAUCCAUCUAAGGAGAAUCAAUUGGUUUUGAAUUAGUUUAUCAAAUCGCAUCCUAUAACCCGAA
Molecule: messenger RNA, 2218 nt
Organism: Nematocida parisii ERTm1
Lineage: Eukaryota; Fungi; Microsporidia
Exons: 1
Coding region: 1-2190 (729 amino acids)
Source: RefSeq, a predicted model, not a curated record